Molecule: messenger RNA, 4812 nt
Organism: Meira miltonrushii
Lineage: Eukaryota; Fungi; Basidiomycota; Exobasidiomycetes; Exobasidiales; Brachybasidiaceae
Exons: 1
Coding region: 184-4764 (1526 amino acids)
Biological process (GO): transmembrane transport
Cellular component (GO): membrane
Molecular function (GO): ATP hydrolysis activity; ATP binding; ABC-type transporter activity
Source: RefSeq, a predicted model, not a curated record
AUGGUACAUACGGACAAAUAGGGGAAAGACUGAAAAAGUGCACGUUACUCACCCUUUUCUCCGCGGAGAAUUUGUCAUUCUUCUUCUCUAUCCUGGUGCCAUCUUGCCUUGUUCGGCACGUUCGAGCAUGGGUCAUGAAUCUCUUUUCUCUCAACGGCCAUCACAUUGCGAUCGUAGGUGAUCAUGUCUACCUCCCAUUCAAUCUCGAAUGAGAAUGAGGAUAGCAACAAUAUCACUCAUUCACCAACCGAAGAAGAUCAUGAGAUCGAAGAAAAGAUCAUAGAUGGUCCAAUCCCCGUCAAGGGAGAAAAAGAGGAACUUCUCUCUCCAACUGCAUUGCACAAGUUGUUACGUGAAAUUGUGGCAAGUUAUGAACAGCUACACAUCACUUGUCGACCAAUGGGAGUAGGAUUCGAUCAACUUACAGUAACAGGAACAGGUGCUGGAGUUGGUAAAAAUGCAACAAUCUUGAGCAUUCUCAUAGAGCCAUUUCGAUUCGGACAUCAUUAUCAAACAAUCACACGACCACCAAUCAAAACCAUUCUGCACAACUUUAGCGGAGUGGUCAAACCUGGUGAAAUGUGUUUGGUUUUAGGUAGACCAGGUGCAGGAUGUACAACACUACUCAAAACAUUGGCAAGUUACCGAGAUGGAUUCCGUGAAGUGAAAGGAGAGGUGCAAUAUCAAGGAUUUACACACAAAUCCGUUGAGACUCUUUUACGAGGAGAUGUAGUAUAUGUUGCAGAACAUGAUCAAAACUUUCCUACUCUAAACGUCGGUCAAACGUUGGGCUUUGCUGCUUCGGCUCGUACACCUGGUGAUAAAGUUCGUGCUGCAUUCCCAACCACCUCGAAGAAGCGAGCCUCAUACGUUGAACUCGUACGCAAUACAGUCGGCGCAGCUUUGGGAUUGCGACAUACAUUCUCUACACAAAUCGGUAAUGAGAUCCUAAGAGGUGUUUCAGGUGGUGAAUCUAGACGGGUAACACUUGGUGAGGCACUCUCGACAAGAGCACGAGUGAUGUUACUCGACAACCCCACCCGUGGUCUCGAUUCUUCAACGGCAGUAGAAGUUGUACAGGCUUUACGUACACUUACAGAUGAAACUCAAAUCUCUCUCAUCUCAAGCAUGUAUCAAGCCGGUCAAUCGCUCACAAGGAUGUUUGAAAAAGUCACUUUGCUGUACGAAGGGAGACAGAUCUACUUUGGACCCUUGUUGGAAGCACAAGAGUACUUUUAUGAGAUGGGAUACGAACCACAUCCACGUCAAACGUUGGCUGAUUUCAUGGUAGCUUUGACCGAUCCGACGGCACGUAUCGUUCGCAAAGGAUAUGAGAAUCGCGCUCCUCGUUCACCGGAUGAAUUUGUUCAGUACUGGCUUUCAUCUCCUCAAGGGCAAAGAUCACAAGAAGAGACACGACAAUACAUCACGCAAAUGCAAGAAAGAUUUACCAAAGAUGAAUCUGCAAAGACUUCCUUCUUGACUGCAGUCUACCAAGAAAGAUCCGCUCAUGCUCGCAAGACGUCUCGCUAUGUUUCUUCUUGGGCACGUCAAAUCAGUCUCGCCAUUCAAAGACGUACGCAGAUUCUCAUUGGUGAUUAUGUUGUACAAAGUGCAUCAGCCAUUUUCAUGGUCGUAGAAGCACUGAUUAUCGGAUCAGUCUUUUACCAAAUGCCUAAAACAACUGCCGGUCUUUUCAGUCGUGGUGGUGUUUUGUUCUUUGCUACACUUUUCAACUCCUUUUAUGCGCUUGUUGAAGUCACUUUGGGUUAUGCUCAACGUCCGAUCGUCAUUCGUCAAAACAGGUUUGCAUUCUUGCAUCCUGCUGCAGAUGCAUUGGCUAACACGCUUUUGGAUAUCGUCUUACGUGUGGUGAUGGUGCUAUCGUUUGCCAUUCCGCUCUACUUCCUUUCUGGGCUUUAUUACUCUGCAAGUGCAUUCUUUAUCUUCUUCUUCACGACUUUGCUCCUUACCGUCGUUUUGGUAGCAGCUUUCCGUUGCUGUGCCGCCGUGACACGAUCAGAAGCAGUUGCAACAAUGUUUGCCGGUUUAUUGAUCAUCAACUUUUCGUUAUAUGCAGGAUACGUUAUUCCUCGUCCUUCGAUGGUGAUUUGGUGGAAAUGGUUAAGUUAUUGCAAUCCAAUAUCGUUUGCUUUUGAAAUUUUAAUGACGAACGAAUUUCGUAAUUUGGAAGUUAUCCCUUGCGUUGGUGUAGUUCCAUCGGGACCUGGCUACGAGAACGUUUCUCCUGAGAAUCAAGUUUGUACAAUCACAGGAUCCGUUCCUGGUCAGACAACCAUUAAUGGAUUACGAUAUUUAAGCGUCAAUUACGGAUACGAAUAUGCUAAUCGCGGAAGAAAUGUUGGAAUCAUUAUUGGAUUCUUUAUCUUUUUCAUUUUCAUUUAUGCCUUUGCUUCUGGUUGGCAAGUUGAUCCUUCUGCAAGUGGGUCUCAGUUGGUUUAUUUGCGUGACAAGGUUCCACAACGACUAAUCGAUGAAGAAGAAGCAUUGCGAUCCAGCAACUCAGAUGUAGAAAAGGGUGAAAUCGCUCAAACACACCACAAAGAGGCGGAAACACCUACAAAUGAAGACGAUGAAGAAAUUAAACGUGCAAUUCAAGCAAGUGAUGAAAUCUUUGCGUGGACAGACAUUUGUUAUGACAUCAAUGUUGCAGGCGGAAAAUCCAAGAGAUUGCUCAAUAACGUCAGCGGAUAUGUGGCACCUGGUAAAUUGACCGCUCUUAUGGGUGCCACAGGUGCAGGAAAGACAACUCUACUCAACGUAUUGGCACAACGUGUUGAUGUUGGUGUCGUACAAGGACUUUUCGAGGUUGCCGGUAAGCCCUUGCCGAAAUCCUUCCAAGCAGAUACGGCAUACUGUCAACAACAAGAUACCCACUUGUCCACACAAACUGUUCGUGAAGCUUUGCAAUUCUCUGCUUUACUGCGUCAACCUGCAGAAAUCUCUAAAGAAGAAAAGUUGUCGUACGUCGAAAGGGUGAUCAGAAUGUUGGAAAUGGAGUCAUUCGCCGAUGCGAUCGUUGGUAUUGUGGGUAAUGGUUUGAGUGUAGAACAACGCAAACGGUUGACGAUUGGUGUUGAAUUGGCUGCCCGACCAAAAUUGCUUCUCUUCCUUGACGAACCUACUUCUGGUCUCGAUGCCCAAGCUGCUUGGAGUGUCGUCCGAUUCCUCAAGAAAGUCGCUUCAGCCGGUCAAGCAAUCUUGUGUACGAUCCAUCAACCUUCAGCGGAGUUAAUUGAUCAAUUCGAUAGGCUACUCCUGCUUCAAAGUGGUGGUAAGACUGUUUUCUUUGGGGACAUUGGACCGCAGGCUACCAAUCUGUUGCAAUACUUUAGUCAACAUGCUUCCCGCAAACCUGAUGCAGACGAAAAUCCAGCGGAAUAUAUUCUGGAUGUGAUCGGUGCUGGUGCAGCUUCUGCUGCUGAUCGUGAUGCAAGCAAGACGCUCGAUUGGCCUGAUUUGUUUUUGCAAAGUCCACAGUACACCCAACUGCGACAAGAUUUGGAUCGCAUUCGUGCCGAGCAAGGCAGUAUCCCCAGAUCGGCCGAAGAUGAAAAACGAGGAAAUCAAGAGUAUGCCACUUCUGUCUUUACACAACUCAAAAUGGUCAUUUGGCGUGCAUUUGUUCAUUAUUGGCGUUCUCCCGUUUACCUUUCUGCAAAGUUGAUGUUGAAUUUGAUUGCAGGUUUAUUCAUCGCAAGUUCAUUCUGGGCGCAAGGAUCAAAGGAGACUCUCGCUUCUUUGCAAAAUGUCUUGUUUGCCAUCUUUUUGGCUUUCGUUACCAGUGUUUCACUUGCACAACAAUUGCAGCCGGUAUUUCUCUUGUUCCGCAAUCAAUUCGAAGCCCGUGAAAAACCUUCGAAAGCGUACAGUUGGCCGGUCAUGGUUACUGCUGCUUUAUUGGUAGAGAUUCCAUGGAAUUUGCUGGGUGGAACGCUCUAUUGGAUUCCUUGGUGGUACAUGAUCGAUCUUCCAAAAGGUAGUGCAAGUACAGCAUAUGGAUGGGGUAUUAUCAUGUUGUACGAAAUCUACUUUCAAACAUUCGCGUCUGCCAUGGCUGCUUUGGCACCUGAUCCAAUGCUGGCUUCUUUGUUGUUCUCACUCUUAUUCUCGUUCGUCAUCGUUUUCUCUGGUGUUGCACAACCUGCUGCUUUGAUGCCUGCUUUCUGGCGUUAUUGGAUGUUCCCAUUGAGUCCAUUUACUCAUCUGAUCGAAGGAAUGUUGGGAGAUAUCUACAAAGACAAGCCUAUCCGAUGCUCACCCGUCGAAUUGAAUCUCAUCAACCCACCUGCCGGUCAAACAUGUGAUCAAUACUUAUCCGGCUUUUCCUCCCGAUUAGACCAAGCACCACGUGGGUCUGGUUAUUAUGAAGUUUUACCUGGUGCAAACGGAAGUGAACAAUGCGGUUAUUGUCAAUACAGAUUCGGAGAAGAUUUCUUGGCAACCGUUGGAACAAAGUCUUUCUCCUUCAAAUCUGCCGAUAGAUUCCGUGUGAUUGGAAUCGUUUUUGCUUACAUUGCUUUCAAUAUCGCUUUGGCUUAUGGAUUAUUUUAUCUUGCUAGAAUUCACAAAUGGAAAAAGCAAACCGUCAAAGCGCAACCGAGUGCUUCCGUCUCAAAAGCAGAUGAUGAAACAAAAAUCAUUGCUUCUGCUGGGAUGGCAACUUUUGGUCCGCAAAUACCCGCUACUGGCGCAAAUGCUGCUGCUCAUGCCAAUGCUUCUGCUCCCACUUCUUCAUCGUGAAUAGAUAGUAUACAUGGAAUGUCAUUGCUUAAAAUACAUUUGAUUGUG